UUUCGGGAAGGUUCUGUGUCGCACCAGCCUUUCCUUCCUCCGCCAGGGAAAUCCUGUCCGGUGCCCACUUUCACCGCUGCCUCCUGCUCUGCCUGCUCCUGUUUUCAGCAUGGUAAAGAAGAAUACUAUCCCUGAUGGAUGGCGGAGUUUGACACCUGUUGGACAGCCCAUACCAGGAACGAGAUUUAUUGCAUUCAAAGUACCUUUAAAAGGGGCAAUUAACCAGAGGCUUACCCCAACCCAGAAAUUUACACCAAAAGACUUAAUUGCUGCAAUGAAAGCCCUAAAUGUGGAGCUUGGAUUAAUUAUCGAUUUAACAUACACCACACGAUACUAUGAAGUUAAGGAUUUACCUAAAAGUGUGCAGUAUAAGAAACUUUAUACUGUUGGACUGGAAGUCCCUGAUAAUGCUACUAUCCUACAGUUCAAAAAGUGGGUCAGAAAAUUCCUUUGGGAAAAUGCAGGAAAUGAGAAACUCAUUGGCGUGCACUGUACUAAUGGAAUUAAUAGAACUGGCUAUCUUAUAUGUAGGUAUCUUAUAGAUGUUGAAGGCUGGGAUCCAGAGGCAGCAAUUCAGGCUUUUGGCGAUGCCAGAGGUCACCGCAUGGAUGGCCUUGUGUAUCUCAGAGAUCUCAGGACACAGCCGAUGCGAAGUAACCUUGGAAUGGAUGUAUGGGAUGCAGAUGAAGAUAUUAUCCCACCACCACAUGCAAUGGAAGGAUCUGUAGAGCGGUUCCCAAAUGAAGAUUUUCAGGGGUCUGGGAAAAGGUUAAGAAUUUAUGAUGACCACUCUCAAAAUGAUUUGCAAGGACAGAUGCAGUUGCGAGAUUUUGACUUCAUUAAUAAGGGGCCUGGACAAAGACGAAAAUCAUUUCAUGACCAUCAAAAUCAGGAUGAAUUAAGAGCAUCAGUGCAGAUGAGAAAUUGGGACUACAACAGGGGACCAGAACAAAGAGCCUUUACUGAUCACCAGUUUUAUGAUGAUUAUCAAGAAGACACACAGCUGAACGACCUAGAGUUCAGUAGCAAGAGACAUGGACAGAGUUUGAGACCUUUUCAUGGACACCAGUUUCAUGAUGAUUUGCAAGCAGACAGACAGUCUUUUGACUUCAACAGAGGACGGGAACAGAGGCAGAGAUCCUUUCCUGACCAUGCAUCUCCUAAUGAUUUGCAGGAAGACAGGCAGUCAAAGGAUUUUGAUUUCGGUGGAAGGGGCCAUGACCAGAGGCGAAAACUGUUCUAUGACCACCAAUCUCAUGAUGAAUUUCAGACUCAAAUGCAUUUUAAAGAAUUGGAAUCUGCCAGUAGAGGUCCUGGCCAAAGACUAAGAUCCUUCCAUGACUAUGAGUCACAUGAUGGCUUGCAGACACAGGUGCAAUUAGGAGAUUUUGAAUUUGUUAAGAGGGGUCGUGGGCAGAGGUUGAGACCUUAUAAUGAUCACCAGCCUCGCAGUGACUUAAAAACAGAGAUGCAACUGAAAGAUUAUAAUCAUAAAAGUCCUGGACAAAGGUGCAGACCUUUUCAUGAUGCUCAGCCUUAUGAUGGUUUACAGGAACAGACUCAAUCAAAAGAUUUUGAUUAUGGUAAUAAAGGGCAUGGACAAAGGCCGAGACCUUUUCGUGAUCAUCCAGGUCACAAUGACUUGGCACGUGAAUGGUGUUCAGACAGAAGUCAGUCCUUUCCUUCCCAUGAAAAUGUACCAGAACCUCAUUUCUCCUCAUCUCCUUCACUUCACAGAGAUUACGGGUCUGAUAAUGAUGACUUUAACAAAAAUUACAGUAAUCGACCACAUUGUCCUGAAGACAAUAGGAGAGUGCAUCCCUCAGAGGAAUUUAACAGAGGAAAAAACAGAUUUGCACCAUACUCUUCACGAACAAUGCACCCAUCUUCAUCCAUACACCAAGAAGAUAGUUCAACAGACUAUGAAAGAAAGCCUUUUCCGGGUGAAACUACCAGAAGCAUGGAACAAAGUAAAAGAUUACCAGUUGUAACAAUUGAUUACAAUUAUGGUCUGCCACUAGACUGUGGAUCUGUAGAGGAUGAGAGAUCCCAUUAUGAUUUACCACCAAGAGACCACUACAACUGGAACUGAAUAAAAAGGACAAUGUUUGCUCAGCUUAGAAUUGCUUUUACCCAUUUCAUUUUGUAUGUGGACCAAUUUUUUUUAAAGCAAAUUAGUUAAAUGAAAAUGUCAGUAAUGUCAGUAGUAAAGAACAGGUCUCCAUUGUAAGAUUAGCUUCUACUGAUACUUGGUUCUUUAAAUUUAUUAGGCUGUAUUUGUUAAGUGUUGUUGGAGACAAUGUCUCUGUACACAUGGAAUUAAAACAGUCCUUCCUUUUAGUAAAAUUGCAGCCCUGAAACAAACAACCCUUUAAAACAAACAACUUUCUGAGUGAUUGUGUUUGUUUUUUGUUUCAUAGUUCUUUAAAAUAUAUGUGAUUUCCAGAUGCAUAAUAAAUCUUAUCAGGUAAUGCAUAAUAAAUGCAUAAUAAAACACUAUCAGGUAGACUAGCACUGAAAUUAUAGGGCAAAUACUUAGAAAUGAAUGAAGCCAUGUUAUGUCCAAUUCAUCCUUUAAUUUGAAUACAGAACUUUGAACUACUGCUAAAAGUCAUUGCAGCACCACAAUUUACUUCCAUAUUAUCUGUACCAUCCAAUGAACUGACCUAGUUGCAUUCUUUUUCAUAGCAGAAUUUUUCCCAGAUUGCUAAGAACAUGUAAACAAGUGGAAUUUGAAUAUUCUAAAUGUCAGACUUGCUUUUCAGUAAUUGGAAUAGCUCAUCCUGAUUGUGUAUUUUUUUUUCCUGAUCCCUUAGGUUAUCUAUGUUCAGAAUAGUCCACUGCAGGUAAAUUUCACCAGUUUCUCAGCAACAGAUCCUAAGGAAGGUUGGCCAUGUGUGUCACCUUCACCGUCUCGACUGGCCAAGGGCACUGGUGCCUAUGUACUUACACCUCCUUGUUUGUCAGUCACAUCUGUCCUACUCCUCAGUUCUAUUGUUCACUAGUUUCUUACAGCAGAGCAAUGUAAUCAGAACAGAAAACGUACUUCUUCAGCUGAGCUCCUUUUAAGGGUCAUGUAUUGAACAGUCUCCUGAACUGCCUGUGGUUCUCACAAAGGUAGUGCAACAAACAGUAACUGAAUUUUUGCCAGCAGCUGCACGGUAGCACCAACAGCUCCUACUAUGGAUAAGGAAAUCAUUCCACAGGAUGGAAAAAAGUAUUACUAUAAUACUUAGGUAAAUUUAAAUACCUACAUUUUUCAUUAUUAUUACAUUUUAAUGAAGUAAUGCUGAAAAGGCAUCACAACAAAUAAGGAUAAAGGGAGAUUAUUAUAUUAAAAUAAACAAUUCAGUGCAAGCUACUUAAGCUUGUUAAGACACUGCCUUAAAAGCAAAGCUUUAAAGCAUUAAGCAAGAGGGUGUAGGUAUACAUUAGAAAACUGGGGAAAAAAACAUUUGUACCAAAACCCAGAAAGGUUUCUUUUGGCUUUUAGUGGCAGCAUAAAACCCAGAUUUCUGAAUUCGUGGUUCUGUACUAAUAAGAACUAGAUUGGAGUAUCUUGUAACUCCUGUUGUUUUGUAUCACAUGCAAACAAUUCUCCUAGUCAAAGGACUCCGUGGAUAUAAAUUCAUACUGCAAAUGCUUCAUUGCCUGUGCAACUGGUAGAACAACUUUGCCUUUGUUCAUUGUACAAAGUAAAUAGUUUUCUCAUUUUCACAGCAGCUUUGUAUUUCCCAUUAAAUUGUAUUUGCCAUCAAAUCUGAUGGUGAGCUUCAUUCAUGUGGUCUCAGGAAUGAAGCCUGUCUAUAUAAACUGGUUGUGGAACUUAACACUAAAUGUUACGAAAAGGCAUUUGUUCCUUUGCUUGCCUUUUAUUUUGUAAAUUGAGCUGUAAGAUGAGAAUCUUUUAUCUAGACUUCUUUAUUUGGAAGUAAGAAAGAUCUGCAACAUGGGCUUCUAUAGUGCUAGAUCCUGUUAAAAAAUCAACAAAAACCACCCUUCCUGGCAUUUUCCAGCAGGGACCCAAGAAUUACAGAUUGAUAUUACUUUAUAUAAAGCAUAAAGUGAAUAAAGAGCAGCAAACAUUUGCCCUUUGUAUUUUUGUUUUGGGGUUUGUUAUUUAGGAUUGCAGUGACCCUAGAGUCAAUCCUUUGCUACUUCAGACUGGAGAGCUGAAAAGCUGAUGCACUGGAAAGCUCAGUGAAGAAGAAACAUGGCAUGAGAAGUUAGGAUCAGCAGCAGCUCUUACCAGCCCUUGUCAGUUCCUGCAGGACCCUAUGAGGGUUCAGGUGCAAAAAUCCAGGUGGUGCAAUUCUGUUAUCUAACAAAAGAAACUUUCCUACCUGUGUUGAAUGUCUCUCUUCAGGGAAUAUUGUUAAACAUGAUGCUUCCACAAAUGGUUUUGAAAGGACUGUAUGGAAAUAGACAUAAUUUUAUUUAUUUAUUUAUUUAUAAUUUAGGAUAAAGCUUUCCACCUUAUUGUUCCUAAUGAAAUUAUGCAGAACUAAGCACAUAAUACAUUAUGAACUCCAGCUGACAUUUAUCUCAAAUUCCACAGUUGGUUCAUCACUGUGUAUUCACAUCUGUACUAUUUAAUUGCUAAUUAAAUUCACAUGGUAGAGAAUGAAAUGAGAUGUUUCUUGUUUUUUUAAGGGAAUAUUGUAUUACAGCAGCACUUAUAAAUAAAACACAAUACUUUUAUUUA
Molecule: messenger RNA, 4705 nt
Organism: Vidua macroura (Pin-tailed whydah)
Lineage: Eukaryota; Metazoa; Chordata; Aves; Passeriformes; Viduidae
Exons: 12
Coding region: 110-2092 (660 amino acids)
Biological process (GO): dephosphorylation
Molecular function (GO): protein tyrosine/serine/threonine phosphatase activity; polynucleotide 5'-phosphatase activity
Source: RefSeq, a predicted model, not a curated record